This is a messenger RNA of Synchiropus splendidus (mandarinfish), 7276 nucleotides long. It is a transcript of the gene nsd1a, whose product is annotated as nuclear receptor binding SET domain protein 1a. Gene Ontology annotation, cellular component: chromatin; nucleus. Lineage: Eukaryota; Metazoa; Chordata; Actinopteri; Syngnathiformes; Callionymidae. Gene Ontology annotation, molecular function: protein binding; histone H3K36 methyltransferase activity. The transcript has 23 exons. Gene Ontology annotation, biological process: regulation of DNA-templated transcription. The record is from RefSeq and is a predicted model, not a curated record. Bases 680 to 6847 code for a protein of 2055 amino acids.
GCGUCUUUUCCUGGUCAAAAGCGAGCGGCGCUUCGAACCAACAUGGCGCACAAUCUGAAGAGGCCGAGCUGCGUCUCUCUUCCUGUCGACCCGCACACACGCGCUCGCGUCUCCGAGACGACUUCAACGGCCACAGCAGCCGAAUGACAUCCAGACGCGCUAAGAACGAGUCGCCGGUUUAUUGAGAAGUCAGUCUGUGCCGAAACUUUACCUGGACGCGCACGCGCGCCCCGGUAGGCUCAUCCGCGCCUGUGUGCGCGCGUGCUCCCCAGUGACGCGCGCGAGCGGUGUCACGGCCUGUGUGCAGACGGGGGGUUGUGCCGAUUGGCUGCCGCGGCUCAACCAGCACCGUCGGUCCGGGCUUGUUUUAACACAACCAGGGGCACUUCGACAGAAACCAUGUAGUCAAUAAGGCGCGGUGUGUGUAUAGAGGACCCGCACAGCAACAAUGAGACUCGCCGUGGCUCUCUGCCGCCGCUUCUUUGCCGUGUAAAGUGACAGAGAAGGGCCGCCGCUGCUGAGGCGAUGGGAGCGAGAGCCUCGGCCUACUACUACUGCUGCAGCUGGGAUUGUGCUGCAACACACACACCGAGAGAAACACUGGCUUUGCAGCACACUUCUCCCCACACGCUGCUGCUUUUGUCGUCACCGAGCUCCAAAUGGAUUCCGUCAUGAAAACAUGAGUCAGUCAUACAGACCUGGCAGGACAGUGUUUGGCUCCAGUCAGCCAGAUCUGGGGUCCCACAAUGGCCAAAUGAGCACCUCCUACGGAAACCAGGGUAGCAUUCUAAAGCGUAAGGCCGACAAGAUCUCAGCACUGCAGCCACCCUCGCCCAGUCUGAAACAGCCGGUUCUUCUGGGGUACAGUCACUGCUACAGCCCUCUCAAGCGCUUUCCGACCUUCAGGAAAGAGGACCCGGCGAAAGAUCCCCACACUCGCAGUCAUGUUCACUGUGCAAGCCCGAUCAGCGACGAUGAGUUUGAGGCGCCGGCGGUCCAUCUACCUCCUUCUCCUGAAGACGUGGAGCCUUUUGACUCCUUGCAGGGUAUCACCCGGAACGGUUUCUCCCCUCACAGCCCUGACUGCUUCGAACGGUGCUCCCCUGUCCCCAAUGACUACCUGCAUUUUGGGUCCACGCUGUUUGCAACCAGGGAUGAACAAGAGGAAGAAGAGCACAGUAGCGACCAUGAGCUGAUGCCUUUUGAGCGGCCCCCCAAGUGGAGUAGGGGUCGAGCUGUUACAGACAAUGACACGAGUUACAGUUCAGGGAUGGACAAGCGGACUUACAAACCUACUGUCUUCAAUCUGAUGUCAAAAACAAUUUCUGAGCUCAAUCCUACACUAAGUCCGAGUGCACUGCCUGAAAUAAUCAUGAGGGAUGAAUGGACUGUUGGGGAGGAGUCGAGCAGUGAUCGAGAGCUGGCUUCCCCUGAGCCGGCACUUGUUUCACCCACUGGCACGGAUUCUAAUUCCAACAGUCCCAAGAAAAAGCUUUCCCCCGGCGUGAAAUACGUCGAGGGAGACCUGGUCUGGGCUAAAUUCAACAGACGUCCUUGGUGGCCCUGCAGGAUCAUGUGCGACCCAGAACUGGGGAUCUACACUAAGAUGAAAGUGCCACAUCCUCGACCUUGCCGGAUGUAUUUCCUCAAGACAAUCGGGGAGAUGGCAGAGUGUGCCUGGGUCCAGGGGAGUGCCGUUCUAGCUUUCGAAGGAGGUCAUCAGUUCGAAGACCUACCUGUUCUGAGGAGGAGAGGGAAGCAGAAGGAGAAGGACUACAAGUAUUCAAUACCCAAAAGUUUAUUGACUGCUUGGAAAGUCAGUGUGGCUGAGGCGGAGUAUUUGCUUCCAACCCAACAGCAGAGCACUGAGUCAGUACCAUCGAUAUCCGGUAGAGGUGAAGCUUGUGGACUAAAACGACCUCAGGAAAGGUCAGAAGAGCAGCUCUUUCUCUCGGCGGAUACUGGCCAGAAAACACCUCAGGGUGUUACCCACUCUCGCAUUUCCAUGCCGAAUAACUCGGAGACGCCCCAAUCCAACCAGAGCACACCGUGUAGGAAGAGAAAGAAGUGCUUAUCGGACAUUUUUGGCCACAUGGUCGGUGAAUCAAGUGAUACUUCUGUCUUCAUGGACUGUUCUCAAACACCCAUCAAGCCACUAAAAGAGUCUGUGGAGUCGCCUUACGCUGACCUUGACACUGUCCCAAUGCUGCAUCGUCCAAAACAAAACGUACCCUGCCCUACAAAAGAUCUUCAUAUACCAGUCAUUAAAGAACUGGAUUCAUCAGACGUCGAACCUUCUUUUAGAGCAAAUGCGACAGAUUUAUUUAGCUCCCCACUGGACUGCUUCACGAACUUUGAGCCAAGUUCCGGCUGCUAUCAAAAACCGUCUGACGCUUUGGGUAGAACGCAUUCAUGUGGUCCUCCAGACUGCGGCCGUUUAAUCUCAAGAACAACAAAUGAGGAUGUGGUGCUCGAUAAUGCAGUGGCCGUGAGCCAGUCCUCACUUCAUGGACUCGCUAAUGGUUGUCAUAACAAAACACCGUCUCCCAUCAGAACUGGAAUCUCUCCUGACUGGAAAUUAUCCCCAGGUACAUUAUCUUCUUCGCAUCAUCGCUCCCCAAAGAGACGAUCGCGGAAACCGGAAAAAAAUCAGAUUCGCAAUGGCUCGCAAAUGAAGUCUAAAAGUGGGAUGUUAAUGGGGAUGCCCAUGGAAAUAAAGGAGGAGGACGUUGAUCGAGGAAUAUCGCCGUCCUCUUCCCCGUCUUCAUCUCCAUCCCCGAUGGAAUCAUUUAAGAAUUUAAAAGAACUCACGUUUCAAUCUUUAGUGAGAGAAGAAUCCAACUAUUCGGACUCUCCUGUGUUUCAUCCUGAUUCCAAUUACAAGUACAGCACCUUCCUGAUGCUUCUGAAAGACAUGCAUGAUACCAGAGAGAAAGAAGGAAAUCCAUUGAUCGUCCCGCCGCCACCCGGACUUAUCAAGGAGGAGCCUCUCAUUAUUCCUACCUCUACAGAUGCACUGAAAUGUUCUGGUGCUGCUAUUGGUCAUGGGAUCAAAACCGAGCCACCGGUUCGGUCGGAUCCCACCGAAGUCACACCUGUGAAACGAAAAACAAAGCCAGUCAUGAAGGUGGACACGUACCGCGUGGGAGAUUGCUUCAAUUACCCCGACAAGCAGCGACGAAAACAAAGUGUUCCUGCCCGAUUGGCAGCAUCAAAGGUGUCCUCAGACCCGACUGAAUCGCUCGACAGCAAAGAGGUAGCCACCGGUGACUCCACCGAUCCUAGAUGUGGACACCCGGCGUCCACAAGUGUUUCUACUGGCUUUCUAGAAAGAAAUUCAGACACGCUUCUGGCUCCAAAGAAGCGCUGGCAGAUGCAGAAGCAGAAUUCUGCUGUUAGAGAACUUGACACGAAUGGCUCACAUUCACCUGGUGCUUCUCCAAAUCCAAGUGUGGAAGUUAGCAAGCCCGAAGAGCAUAACUUUUUGGAAGCACGCAGUGUAACAGGACAUUCACACACCAAGCCGCCCCGCAAAACAGCGAGAAGGCCCGUGGAGUCAUCCCACAAGUUUGAUCAUCAUAUUGCUGCCAAAGCAAAUUCAAAGACACAUGACACCUACAAAAUGGACACUGAUGCAUUCGUUGACUGUGAAACUGAAGAGAUGCAGAGCAGCUCCUCCCUCCAUGACCUUAGCAUCACAUCAGAAAUCUCAACCGGGUCGUUCGUGGAGAGCGACGAACCGCAGGAACUGAGGACGAAUGAAGAGCAGCUUCCAGCUGUUGAAUCAUCCAGAUCCCAACCCUCCCUCAGCCUCGCAGGACAAACUGAUCUACCUCCUCAGUCCGACUCAAGUUCAGAAUUAUCGGAAAGAAAAAGGCCACGGAAGUCAUCACACAAGGUCCUGCCCUGUGCCAUAGAGGAGCUGUCUUCCUCAGAGAAGCCCGACUGUCUGUCUAAGCUGGAGGAGUCCCAAAAGAAUCAUCAGGUUGAGCCUGUCAAGAAGGAAAAGCCGAAACCCUCAUCGCCUCCGCCUCUUGCUGAGCUGCAAAGUGGGCUGAAGAAUGUUAGAGUUCUGGUUCGAAAGAAGUCCUUCAGUCCCCGGCGAUCUAAGAAUCCCAAAAAAGAAAUCUGUGACGAAGAGGAAAAAGAGAAAGUCCACACUGGCAAGGUGGCAGCUAAACCUGAGGUGCAGUCGGUUCAGAUAUGUGAAAACGCCUCCACCCAGAUCGAUGUGAAGGGGAAAAUCGGAGCUGCAUCCCUGAAGGAGAACGUUUGUCAGGUGUGUGAGAGAACUGGAGAUCUGCUGGUGUGUGAAGGUCCCUGCUUCGGAGCCUUUCACCAACACUGUAUCGGUUUAUCUGACGCACCAAAGGGGAAAUUCAUCUGUCAGGAGUGCAAGAGUGGUGUCCACACGUGUUUCGUGUGUAAGGAGUCCGAUAGUAGCGUGAAACGGUGCAUGAUACCAUUGUGUGGGAAGUUCUACCACGCCAGCUGUAUUCUGGCCUACUCUGCUACGCAAACACACAACAAAGGGUUCCGCUGCUCCCUCCACGUCUGUCUGUCCUGCCACAUCACUAAUCCUCUCAACAUCUGCUGCUCCAAAGGUCGCUUGGCUCGGUGUGUGCGCUGUCCUGUUGCCUACCAUGCUAAUGACAACUGCAUGGCAGCAGGAAGCCUGGUGCUGGCCAACAACAGCUUCCUCUGCCCAAACCACUUCACUCCCCGUAAAGGCUGCAAGAACCAUGAGCACAUCAACGUCAGCUGGUGUUUCGUCUGCUCGGAAGGUGGAAGUCUCCUGUGCUGUGAGUCGUGUCCUGCUGCUUUUCAUCAGGAAUGUUUGAACAUGGAGAUGCCUCAAGGCAGCUGGUUCUGUAAUGACUGCAAAGCAGGAAAGCGGCCUCGAAUAAAGGAUAUCCUGUGGGUCAAAUGGGGUCGUUACCGGUGGUGGCCUGCCGAGGUGUGUCAGCUGAAGGAUGUGCCCACUAACAUCAUGAGAAUGAAACACGAUGUGGGAGAGUUCCCGGUGCAGUUCUUCGGCUCAAAAGAUUUUGUCUGGACGUACCAGGCCAGAGUGUUUUCUUACAUGGAGGGAGACACACACAACAUUGAGAAGAUGGGGAAGGGUGCCGACGCAGUUUACAAAAAUGCCCUGGUUGACGCAGCUGAGAGAUUUAAAGAGCUCCAGGCUGAGAAGGAAAUGAAGCGUCUGCAAGAGGACAAAAAGAACGAUAAGAAACCUCCACCAUACAAGCAGAUUAAGGUGAAUCGGCCGGUCGGGAAGGUUCAGAUCAUCACUGCCGACUUGUCAGAUGUCCCUCGCUGCAACUGCAAGGCAACCGAUGAGAACCCGUGCAGCGUGGACUCCGAGUGCAUCAACCGCAUGCUCUUGUACGAGUGCCACCCUCAGGUGUGUGCUGCUGGGGAGCAGUGUCAAAACCAGGCGUUCGCCAAGCGCCAGUACACUGCUGUGGAGAUUUUCAGGACGUUGUCACGCGGCUGGGGUCUGCGGGGCGUGGCCGACAUCAAGAAGGGUGCUUUUGUGAGCGAGUAUGUGGGAGAAGUGAUUGAUGAGGAGGAAUGCCGCGCCAGGAUUCGACACGCGCAGGAGAAUGACAUAUGCAACUUCUACAUGCUUACACUGGACAAGGACCGGAUCAUUGAUGCUGGACCCAAAGGGAAUGAGGCUCGCUUUAUGAACCACAGCUGUCAGCCCAACUGUGAGACCCAGAAGUGGACUGUGAACGGAGACACCAGGGUUGGACUGUUCGCCCUUGAAGACAUCCCAAAAGGGGUGGAGCUGACCUUCAACUACAACCUUGAGUGUCGCGGUAACGGAAAGACUGCCUGUAAAUGCGGAGCGCCCAACUGCAGUGGUUUCUUAGGUGUUCGACCAAAGAACCAGCCGCCAGCUGAUAAAACUAAAGUGAAGGAAGGGAGGAAGCGGGUCGCUGGGAAGAAGAAGACCAAACAACAAGUGACAAAGGAGAGAGAGGACGAGUGUUUCAGCUGUGGGGACAGUGGACAGAUCAUCACCUGUAAGAAACCAGGGUGUCCGAAAGUUUAUCACGCCGACUGUCUCAACUUGGCCAAGAGGCCGGCAGGACGAUGGGAGUGUCCAUGGCAUCAGUGUGACGUGUGUGGUAAAGAGGCAGCAUCCUUCUGUGAGAUGUGUCCGAGCUCGUUCUGUAAAAACCAUCGCGAGGGGAUGCUCUUCAUCUCCAAGCUGGACGGCAAACUCUCCUGCAGCGAACACGAUCCCUGCGGUCCCGAUCCGCUGGAGCCGGGGGAAAUUCGCGAAUAUUCUCCGAAAGGGAAUUCCACAAACCCUGCGGCAAAGUCUGUGUCAUCUGCUGCAUCUUCCAGGAAGACCAGGUCCACUUUUAACCCUGAUCCCCAGCAGCCCCCGCCUCCCCCGCGUCUCUACAUCAACACUAAGACGGCCACCUCCAGCUUCGUGCCCACCAGCAGAUCCUACUUCUCGGGGAGAACUGAAGGGAAAUCAGGGUCCUCAAAAGAAGAUGGUGAAAUAGAGGACGGUGAGGUUUGCAGGUUAGGGAUCGAGGAGGUGGAUGAGGACGAUGAUGAGGAUGAUGAUGAUGACGAUGACGACGAUGAUGACGAUGAUGAUGAUGAUGAAGAUGAAGAGGAUGAAGAAGACGGGGAUGAUGACGAUGCAGAACAUGUGAGUGAAAUGGAGAUGGUAGAGGACGAAGGAGCCAACCUGGAGGAGGAAGACGAAGUAGAGGGGGCUGAGGACGAACAUGAGAUUUGGGACGAUUGUGCUGAGGAUGACAUUGAGGACGGAGAGGUGGAUGGGGAGUACUGGCAGCAGGAUGAAGUGCAAUGAUCCUCCAUUUUUCCAGCUCAAACUACAGACUUGAAAAACUGUUGCUUAAAGAGUGUGCUAUUUUGGUACCUACUUGAACGCAGCACCUGCCUUCGCUUUGGUACUGUGAUGCCUUCUCAUCCUCGUUCUGCUGGACUGACAGCGAGGAUGGUCAUUGGUGCUGCAGCUCCUCGACUGAUACAAUCAGUCGUCCUUGUUUUUGUGUUGUGCGUCCUGUUAGGUUCUCAUUCUUUCAACACUGUUUACAUUUUUUGCCUUUUUAAAAAGUAUUUGUAUUAAAAUGUUUAUCUGACCAAACUGUCAUGAUCAUGAGGGCAUCUGAUGUUUUACAUACUGCAGGAAUGAUUGUUUUACUGUCUCACUGUCGUCAUGUUACAUGUGGAAGCGUCACACAGCUGCUGCUUCUGAAGAAAACAAAAGAAUAAAUCA